CCCAGCGCUCCGCUCCGCUCCGCUGCGCUUGGGUGCGCGCCGCGGCCAUGCAGCGCCGGGGCGCCCUGUUCGGCAUGCCGGGCGGCAGCGGCAACCGGAAGAUGGCUGCAGGAGACAUCGGAGAGCUGCUGGUGCCCCACAUGCCCACGAUCCGCGUGCCCCGGUCCGGGGACAGGGUCUACAAGAACGAGUGCGCCUUCUCCUACGACUCCCCCAAUUCUGAAGGUGGACUCUAUGUAUGCAUGAAUACAUUUUUGGCCUUUGGAAGGGAGCAUGUGGAAAGACAUUUUCGAAAAACUGGACAGAGUGUCUACAUGUACCUGAAGAGACACGUGCGUGAGAAGGUAAGAGGGGCAUCUGGUGGAGCUUUACCCAAAAGGAGGAAUUCCAAGAUUUUUUUAGAUCUAGAUACUGAUGACGAUUUAAAUAGCGACGAUUAUGAAUAUGAAGAUGAAGCCAAACUUGUUAUAUUCCCAGACCACUAUGAAAUAGCACUACCAAAUAUUGAGGAGUUACCAGCCCUGGUAACAAUUGCAUGUGAUGCAGUUCUCAGCUCAAAAUCUCCGUACAGAAAGCAGGACCCAGAUACGUGGGAAAAUGAAUUGCCAGUGUCCAAAUAUGCAAAUAACCUCACCCAGUUAGACAACGGAGUCAGGAUUCCUCCAAGUGGUUGGAAGUGUGCCAGGUGUGACCUGCGAGAAAACCUCUGGUUGAAUCUGACCGACGGCUCUGUGCUGUGUGGGAAGUGGUUCUUUGACAGCUCCGGGGGCAACGGGCAUGCGCUGGAGCAUUACAGAGACCUGGGCUACCCUCUAGCUGUGAAACUGGGAGCCAUCACUCCUGACGGGGCAGAUGUUUAUUCUUUCCCAGAAGAGGAACCUGUUUUGGAUCCUCAUUUGGCCAAGCACUUAGCGCAUUUUGGAAUUGAUAUGCUUCAUAUGCAUGGGACAGAGAACGGGCUCCAGGACAAUGACAGCCAGCCGCGGAUCAGCGAGUGGGAGGUGAUCCAGGAGACGGGGACGAAGCUGAAGCCCAUGUACGGCCCCGGAUACACGGGUCUCAAGAACCUGGGCAACAGUUGCUAUCUAAGCUCUGUGAUGCAGGCCAUCUUCAGCAUCCCGGAAUUCCAGAGAGCGUAUGUAGGAAAUCUUCCAAGAAUAUUUGACUACUCUCCUUUAGAUCCAACACAAGAUUUCAACACACAGAUGACUAAGUUAGGACAUGGCCUUCUCUCAGGCCAGUAUUCAAAACCUCCCAUGAAAUCCGAGCUCAUUGAACAGGUGAUGAAGGAGGAGCACAAGCCUCAACAGAAUGGGAUCUCACCACGCAUGUUUAAGGCCUUUGUGAGCAAGAGCCACCCGGAAUUCUCCUCCAACAGACAGCAGGAUGCCCAGGAGUUUUUCUUGCACCUGGUGAAUCUAGUAGAGAGGAACCGCAUUGGCUCAGAAAACCCCAGUGAUGUUUUUCGAUUUUUGGUGGAAGAACGUAUUCAGUGCUGUCAGACCCGAAAAGUCCGCUACACGGAGAGGGUGGAUUACCUGAUGCAGUUACCUGUGGCCAUGGAGGCGGCAACCAACAAGGAUGAACUGAUCGCCUAUGAACUAACGAGAAGGGAAGCAGAAGCAAACAGAAAACCCCUUCCCGAGCUGGUUCGUGCCAAGAUACCAUUUAGUGCCUGCCUUCAGGCCUUUUCUGAACCAGAAAACGUUGAUGAUUUCUGGAGCAGUGCCCUACAAGCAAAGUCUGCGGGUGUGAAAACAUCUCGCUUUGCCUCAUUCCCUGAAUACUUGGUAGUGCAGAUAAAGAAGUUCACUUUUGGUCUUGACUGGGUUCCCAAAAAAUUUGAUGUUUCUAUUGAUAUGCCAGACCUACUUGAUAUUAACCAUCUCCGAGCCAGGGGGUUACAGCCAGGAGAGGAGGAACUUCCGGACAUCAGCCCCCCUGUAGUUAUUCCUGACUCAAAAGAUCGCCUGAUGAACCAGUUGAUAGACCAAUAUCCUGUGUGCUCUGUAGCAUCAGACAUCGAUGAGUCAUCGGUGAUGCAGCUGGCCGAGAUGGGUUUCCCUCUGGAAGCGUGUCGGAAGGCUGUGUAUUUUACUGGAAAUAUGGGAGCUGAAGUGGCCUUCAACUGGAUCAUUGUUCACAUGGAAGAGCCAGAUUUUGCCGAGCCGCUGACCAUGCCGGGUUAUGGAGGAGCAGCUUCUGCUGGAGCCUCUGCUGGAUUGGAUAACCAACCUCCGGAGGAAACUGUAGCUCUCAUUACCUCCAUGGGAUUCCAUCGAAAUCAGGCUCUUCGGGCGCUACGAGCAACGAAUAGUAACCUGGAAAGAGCACUGGAUUGGAUCUUUAGCCACCCUGAGUUUGAGGAAGACAGUGACUUUGUGAUCGAGAUGGAGAAUAACGCCAAUGCGAACAUUAUUUCUGAAGCCAAGCCUGAAGGACCUAGAGUCAAGGAUGGAUCUGGAAUGUAUGAAUUAUUUGCGUUUAUCAGUCACAUGGGAACAUCUACAAUGAGUGGACAUUAUGUUUGUCACAUCAAAAAGGAAGGAAGAUGGGUGAUCUACAAUGACCACAAAGUUUGUGCCUCAGAAAGGCCCCCUAAAGACCUGGGCUACAUGUACUUUUACCGCAGGAUACCAAGCUAAACCUCAGAUGUACAAAUUGGCGAGAAGAAGCCAUACACCUUUUUAAUUUGCCAAAAAAAAAAAAAAAGUAAGAAUUUGGGACAGCCAGACAUGAGGGAAUACAUGGGGUAUUUAUAGUUUAUUUAAAGAACAUCAUUUGAUGCCUUCUGAAGUAGAACUGGGAGGAAAUUUCUAUUAUGUGAUGAUACACUACUGUAGAUAGUUUUUCUUUUUAUAAAUGUUUAAGAAGAGGAUGGUUAAAAAAAAAAGUAUUCCUGUUGCUGGUGGGGGAUCUGCCACUGGCACAUCAAAAGCAGGAAGUGCCGCCAGCCCUCUAUUUUGCUUUGGGGGUCAGUGAUAGUGGCCUCCAGAGGAACCAAGUAAUGGGGCCAGUCGUGUCGCCUACCCACCAUAAACAAAAAGCCCACUUUCGUUUCAUAUCAAAAAUCAGUAACUGGGCUGGGCUUUAUUUGUGACAUAAGUUUUUUCAUGACACACAAUGAUUUCUGACCUCUCCAUGUAGAGUAGAUGAGAACAUCUACAAUGAAAGAUAUUUUUAAUUUAGUCAUAUCAAAAUUCAUAAUACGAGUGUGUGAAUGUGUGUGAGAAUGCGACUGAGAGUGUGAGACCUUUAUAGUCAACUAGAAAAUCUGUGAUGGGUUGGUUUUUAAAGGUUAAAAUAGUUGGUAGUAAGCAUAGCUGGAAAAAGCAAGUCAAUAUUUUAAAGAAACUCUAUCUCAGGAACAGUUUAAAAAAUUAGUUCCCCGCUUAGAUUUUCAGGCGUAAAAAGGGCUGUUGUCCCUUUCAGUGCUGUCCAGAAUUCAGUUGGGUUUGUGACAUUUGGUUGUAUGAACGCAGAUGUCCCCAGCAGCACAGUGUUGUUCUUUGCCAAAGGUAGAUGAAUUCUGUUUCUCAGCAACCCUUCCCCCAAGGCAUAGUCAUGUGUACUGUUAAUUAAAAUAGCUGAUCUCUUCUUACCAUGACACAUGACAACUCCCUGAAAUCAUGUUAAGUGCCCCAAAUUUGUCUGUAAUUUUCUCAUCCCCCAGCUCUUUGCUUGCCUUCAUUUCUGUGUGUUCUGGGGCCAGAGUCUCAUCUCUGCCCUUUGUUGGCUAAUCACCUCCUGACUUGCCUUCACUGCUUAUCUGCUGUGACCAACAGUGUGAUCUUCAGCAGUUUAAGGGUUUCAGAUGCAAAGAAACUUUAUAUGACACUAUGAAAGACCAUCGUUUCCGUUGCAGUGUUUCAGCAUUUUAGUUGCAACCUGGGAUUAGAUCAGAGUUUCAGAUGUGAUGAAAAAGUGGAAUGAUAGUGCUCUGUACCAAAUGCUAGGGUCUCUGGAAUUUCUAUUUCAGAUUAUUCAGUCAAAUAAAAAAGGACUUAUUGCUGUCUGCUUAAUAUGCAUUUGAUUGGUAGAAAGGAUCUUCCUGGAGACUGUAGGAAAAUAAAGUAGAACCAACUGGGUGAAAUACAGCACAGAAUUCCACAAUUCUGUGAAGUCCAGAAGUUGGAUUAUGACAUGUCAGUUAUGAACAAUCAGGGUUCUGGUUAUGAUUGGGGCCCUUCUCACAGGAGAUGUGAGCAAGGGAUGCAGAGCCUGAGGCCUGUGGCCCGGGGACCUGGGUGCAGCCCGUAGCUGGGCAAGUCCCUCAUCUUUCCUUAGGUGCACAAUGGUGUGAUGACCCCUGCCCUCUCUUUCCAACUGUGCUUUGAGGAUCUGGUGAGAUCUGAUGCGCUGACCCUUUGAAGAGCAGCGGGUGGUGUGCCCAGUGGGUGGGCCCUAGUAGAGCGUGCUUCCUCUCUUCUCUUCUCUCACGUUUUCUUCAGUUCGGGAACAAAUGAGAUUGGCAGAAGGAGGGAGCUCAUGGGGCAGUAACUCUCUACUAAACUCUGCCCACUGGUGUCACCUUUUCACAUUGUCUUGGACACCCCAAAGCAGCCCCGCUCGGUGACACGAGUCCCUGAUUCCUGCAGAAACCCCCAUGCUAAGCAGCCUUACGGAAUCCCGUUUCCUUAGGGCUGAGUACCAUAGAAUAGUGACUCCAAACACACAUCAAAAGUGACUUCUUUUCACCGCUAUUACAAAGUGAAGGCCUUUU
Eubalaena glacialis (North Atlantic right whale) is the source of this 4723-nucleotide messenger RNA. RefSeq names its product ubiquitin specific peptidase 13 (gene USP13). Gene Ontology annotation, molecular function: protein binding; zinc ion binding; cysteine-type deubiquitinase activity. NCBI's taxonomy places the organism in Eukaryota, Metazoa, Chordata, Mammalia, Artiodactyla, Balaenidae. The transcript has 21 exons. The record is from RefSeq and is a predicted model, not a curated record. The coding region runs from base 48 to 2645 and encodes 865 amino acids. Gene Ontology annotation, biological process: protein deubiquitination.